Molecule: messenger RNA, 3612 nt
Organism: Strongylocentrotus purpuratus (purple sea urchin)
Lineage: Eukaryota; Metazoa; Echinodermata; Echinoidea; Camarodonta; Strongylocentrotidae
Product: protein FAM149B1
Exons: 13
Coding region: 925-2982 (685 amino acids)
Source: RefSeq, a predicted model, not a curated record
UUGGUAUAUACUAUAUAUUGAUGUGAUUGGAUGGUAAUUUCCAUGGUUACAUCAUCCACUUGAGAAAGGCUGUUUUUGUUCCUUUCCAGAGAUUCUCAAAUUCUAUUGGCUCUUCCUAUAUGAACAAAGCCCUUUUAUCCCUACUGCCUAUUUCACGCCUCCUCUGUCUUUGCUAACGAGCAAGGUCAUUAGCUUUGCAUCAAAGCCCGUCAACAGACCAAGAUGAAUUUUCAAUUCCAUAGUCAUGGGCAACGUAUGGAAUACAACGUUCCUUGCGUCAAUACACCUACCUGAAUGGAACAGUCUCUGCCUUCGUCUCAACUAAUCAAUACAUGAUAUUUCUGGCUGUUAUUUUUCCAGAUGUUGUUUUCUCAGAUCGCUUUAAUUACUCUGUCAAAUUUGUCGGGUGGGGGAGGAAGGUUUUGUCGAAGUUUCGAUCGUUUCUCUUUCGACGGAGGGAGAAAAGGCGUAUUUGCGUUGGUGGACCAGUAAUUGGAAUCGGCCCAUUUCGAUCACACCUCACAGCAUUUCAAAAUAGCAAGCUGCAGCAGGAUUCUACUAUUGUUUGAGGCUUGAAUACAGAGUAUCCUUCCCCAAGCCAGACGAUUGAUUAGCAUUUUUUUUUUUAUUCCUUCAGGCUAGUAAUAUUUUGGAGCUUGCAUAUGGUUAGACGCGAUGCUCAGUAAUUCUGGACGAAGGAGUCCUUGCAGGCAGCCUUCUCAUGGAGUUGCAUCGGUGAAGCUUGAUGAGAUGUCGAGUAAAAUCUGUGCAAUGUGAUUCUAACUGUGCAUCGGACACAAGUGCAAUUUUCACAAUUCUUGCCUUAUCCUACCUCAAAAUUAACAAUCGCUCAUCAUGAGUCAUCAUUUAUCUACUGUAUACCAUGAAGCAUUAUGGACAAAUUGUGCCAGGACGGAGGUCUAGAUGCGUCAAUCAAAAAAGCUGGUUUGGGUUCCUAAAGGACCCAGAAUGUCGCGGAAUCAAGCCACGAUGCUGUGGCUGGAUUUAUACGCUGACGAAGGAACCCGAUUUAAGCUCAGCGCCUGCUCCAAGAAAAAGAUGGGGCAGACUGGAAAGACCUGCGGAUUAAUGAUCGUCGGGAGAGGCAUCUCAUCUCGCAAUGACAGCCACACCACCAUCCCCCUCCCUGAGAGACCGGAAGACGUUCUACCGUUCCCUUUCAUCCAGACCGUCAGCCGUGCCUUGGACUUCUAUCUGACGUCGUCCAGCGGUCCGGAGUCUGCGUCGACGGCGGAGGAAGAACCGCAGAACGUGCUCGUCUCGUCGUUCAACAAUGGCUGGACUACUUCAGGCAACUCGACAGAGAGAAGCAGUCUCUUUUCAUGGGGAGAUGAUGAGUUUGACAAGAUCUCGGCCAAGCGUGUACAGCGCAUGUUUGAUGAGAUUGACAGUAUGCUGUACGAAGGGCAGAAAAUCUCGCUGUCAAGCUCACAGCUCCACAACGAAUGUAAAGUGUGGAAGACUCGCUUCCCACAUCUCAGAAUCCUUGGAAGUCAACUCGUAGCGCCAAGUGAUGAAGGCUUUCAGCUAUACCCUCAAGAGGAGCCCUCAUCACCGACCACCGGUGUGUUACUUGACAUCGCCGACCAUGAAGUACCUGGUAGAUCAACUCAAAAUAGACAUGGCCUGAAGUUAUCGGGUCAUCACAUACGCCCCAUCCCAAGUGUGGACACAUUCUCCUACCCUGAGAUGACGGUCGUGGAUCAUGUGAACACACUAGAAGAAGAGAUCAUUGAAUCUGAUGGAACGGUAGAAGAAUUCUUUGCAUACGAUAAAGCGAGACAAGCAGAUGAUGAUAAUCAUGAGAGGAAACUGGAUCACACGGCGCCAAGGAGAGAAGGCUUUCCCCCACUCACACCCAGUGCGUGCAUACAGAACACGGUGCUUAGUCAAACCUUUGAUGUCCUAUGGGCUGAAGUAGUCACAUGGAUGAGGUUACUUAUCAAGAUACAUCAAGAAGAUAAGGAGAAGAACCUAAUGAGCCGACCAGCCGUGGAGCCUGAUCAUCCAGAUACCAAUCUGACACCUACCAUGGCACCUACCUACGUCAUACCACUCAGCCCCAGCCCUCUGGGGGUGACGGCAGGGAGAUUCAUGGACCCGCCUAGCAAACUAGCUCCUAUAGGAUCUUUCCGUGUGGGACCGUCGACGUCCUUCAACUGGCAGGCACCCAAGUCCAAAUCGCUGACCGGCGUGAUGACCAUCUCGUCAAAGGCACUUCAUAUUCGACAGGGGGAGAAAGACAGGGUACCAUCUGCUAUGACUGAGGAAUCUCCUGCGCUGCUCCCAGCCACCAAGGGAAUCAGCAGCAGACCUACCAGUACGAGAAUAUCUGAUGUUCCCGGCCACCGUCUACCAUCAGCUAGGGUUGGUAGGAGGAGUCUUCGACCCAUCGAGAGGGCCAAGACACCCAGUGUACCGGGCAUGGACGCUCUCAUUACUGGCAAGAGAAUGAUGACUGCUAAUGACAGGUUGAGUUCUCCGCCCCAUCCCAUGGCUGUUUCACCCCCUCGUCAGUUCAGUCGGAACACCAUGCUACCUCCUAUUGAGUCUGCUCAAGAGAAUGGCCUCUACAGGGAACACCAAAGACCUCCUACGUCAUCGGGGAAGUGGGAUCUUCCAAGGCAUCGGAUAUCUAGUGCCGUCAUCGAUGGUGGAGGGCAGAGGCCGAAUAAGAAUCUACAGCCAUUCCCUUACAAUGACUCCAGGCCGAACACUACACAUUCUUUCAGAGACAGGUCUUCUGACAUGAUGCUAGCCAGACGAUCCUCCACGCCUCAGAGCAACCUCAACAUCUUCAAAGCCGCUUCAGGAACCAUGCAAGGGGUACCUGGACAGCUGAAUGACCUUGGGGUCAUCACAGGGCGUGGCAUCAACCCUGGCGGACUCUCCCAGCUGGAGGGUAACAUCGGUAACAGUCAGUACGGGUCCCAGCAGCAGAGCUACCUCAAGACGUUAUAGCGAUGGCUCCCUGUGCGGCUGACUUAAAGGCGCACACAAACACACAAACUAUUGAACUUUUUUUCUUCAUAUUAUGAAACAAUUCGCCAAAGAGUCAUGCUGCGCAACCAGUGUUUCUUAUUGUGUCAAUGUUUGAUCAGAACUGGAAGGCUGGACGCUGUAUGAGUCAAUCCCCGGCUGUGAAAGAUGACGUUUGGAGACAUGUCAGAAAGAGCCAUGCUCCGCAACAAGUGUUUCUUAUUGUGUCAAUGUUUGAUCAGAACUGGAUGGCUGGACGCUGUACGAGUCGAUCCCUGAGUGUGAAAGAUGACGUUUUGAGACAUGUCACAAAGAGCCAUGCUGCACAACCAGUGUUUCUUCUUGUGUCGGUGUUAGAUAAGAGCUGGACGCUGUAUGAGUCAACCCUCGACUAUGAAAGAUGACAUUUUGAGACAUGUCACAAAGAGCCAUGCUGCGCGACCAGUGUUUCUUAUUGUGUCAAUGUUUGAUCAGAACUGGAUGGCUGGACGAUGUAUGAGUUGAUCCCCGACUGUGAGAGAUGACGUUUUGAAACAUGUCACAGAUCAAGUGCUAUGAGUACCUGGCUGUGGAGAAGACAUCAUGUUUAGCUUCACUUCAAAUAUCAAGAAA